AUGGGAUGCUGCUCAUCUGUGCCGUCGCGUGAGGACGACCAUCUUCCAGAAAAUCCAACUAUUCCCGAUCAGCGCUUUGCACAGGCAACUCGCAAUGCUAGUACAGCCACCGACACUUCCGCGACGACGCAAGCCAGCCGUCGCCAUGGACGACGCAGCUCGGCACUACCACUGAAUCAACACUACAAUGCACCCUUACGCUCCCAUGUCUGGUACAGCAAGCGCCGUGCCUGGAACCGCGCCGACCUCGAUCGUGAACGCCGUGAAUUCUUCGAGACUCGAGUGACGGGGCGGCCCGAAGUGUGGGCGGCGCUGGCGGCAGCCAUCACCAUUAUGCGCGGCAAUGAUCUCGCUACUGCGCAGAGUAUCAUCAAUGCCGCGGGGGUAACCAUCCCGACGGGCGAUCUGUGUGAGGGUUGUUACGACGAGCAGGGCGUCUUGUAUCGUCUGCCCCAGUGUAUCGUUAGUGAUCCGGAGAAUAUGGCGGAGACGAGUUCAUCCGGCGUGAACGACGGUACUCAAGGCAGUGAGGUGAUGCAGGAAGAGGACGAUCUCGAAGCCUUGGCGGAUGGGAAAUUUGGAACGGAAGAUGCCUCUGGUGAUGAAUUGAUGGCCGAGGACAUGGAGCGACGAAGAGACGAAAAGGGCAAGACGAGCGAGCGCAAUCUCAUUCGUGUCCAGGCACGACUGAGCGAUCGCGGCGGCCCUGACUUGACGGUGUCUAUCCCCACUCAUCAACGUGUGCGCGUGGCCUACCUGGGUCGCAUGCUCAAAGAACACAAGUCACUCAUGGAUCAAGGGUGGCAGCAAGGCCAUGUAAUCAACGCGCUUAUUGUCGCUCAGGCUCCAGACCCCUUAUGA
Messenger RNA from Penicillium oxalicum, 861 nucleotides. RefSeq lists its product as uncharacterized. Bases 1 to 861 code for a protein of 286 amino acids. Lineage: Eukaryota; Fungi; Ascomycota; Eurotiomycetes; Eurotiales; Aspergillaceae. The transcript has 3 exons. The record is from RefSeq and is a predicted model, not a curated record.